UGUCCCUGGGGUGUGUGGCACAGCCAGAGGGGACACUGAGGCACAGCACUGUGGGGUGGCCCAGAGAGGGGUUUGAACCCCCCCAGCUUCAAGGUGAUGUCCCCAGGCCCUGUGGUGUCCCUGCUGUCCCCUGCCCUGGGGUUUCAUUGUCCUGCCUGUCCCUGCAGGUCACUGGGCAGUUCCUCUGAGCCUCCUGACAUGAAGUGGCUUUGGGUGGUGGCUUUUGUGGCACCUGCCUGCACCGUCCCCUACAACGGCACUGGGGACAGGGACAAUGGGGACAGAGCCCGCUGUGCCCCCCAGCACAGCCCCCUGGGCACCGAGGUGCUGUUGCAGUGCCCGGGGGGUCUGGCCGAGUGGCGCUGGGGGGGCACCGUCCUGGGCACGUCCCCUGCCCCGGGGCUGGCCCUGCCCAACGCCAGCCUGGCCCACGAGGGCAACUACAGCUGCCACCACCCCGGCACCGGCGAGACCUGGGCCACCAUCUGCCUGCGCCUGGGCUACCCCCCCUCUCCACCCGCCAUCGAGUGCUGGGCCACCAGUUACCCGCAGGCUGUGAACUGCUCCUGGGCUCUGACCCCCGACCCGCUGCUGGACACUGACUUUGUGGCCACGUACAGGCACGGCACAGACACGGGCGAGUGCGAGCGCACGGGGCCGCGGAGCUGCUCCUUUGGGGACCUGCAGGUGUUUUCCCUCACCCCCUACGUGGUGAAUGUGACGGCUGUGAACCCCCUGGGCAUUGCCUCUGGAAUCCUGCCCUUCCUCCUGGAGAACAUCAUAAAGCCGGACCCCCCUGAGGACCUGAGGGUCUCCCCCAUCCCUGGAGAGACCACAAAGCUGCUGCUGGAGUGGAGCCCUCCGGCAUCCUGGCCCUUCCCAGAGUACUUCCCACUGAAGUAUCACCUCCGCUACACCCGGGACAAUGAUUCUGUCCCCACCACGAUCGGGCCAUUCGAGCCGACAUCCCACAUCCUGACCGACGUGGAACCCGGGACCCUCCACCACAUCCAGGUGGCCGCCAAGGAGGUGGCGGAUUUCGGGGAGUCCAGCGCCUGGAGCCCGCCGGCCUCGGGGACACCCUGGGAGGGGCCGUGAUGGGCAGGGUAUGGCCACUGUCCCACGGCCCUCCCACAGUCCCCUGUCCCACCGAGGGACCCCAGUACUGCCAGGAACGGGCAAUAAACUGGCUGCAGGCUCUGCCCCUGU
Messenger RNA from Pipra filicauda (Wire-tailed manakin), 1209 nucleotides. It is a transcript of the gene EBI3, whose product is annotated as Epstein-Barr virus induced 3. Gene Ontology annotation, cellular component: external side of plasma membrane; membrane. Gene Ontology annotation, molecular function: cytokine receptor activity; protein binding. Bases 97 to 1098 code for a protein of 333 amino acids. The record is from RefSeq and is a predicted model, not a curated record. Gene Ontology annotation, biological process: cytokine-mediated signaling pathway. The transcript has 6 exons. NCBI's taxonomy places the organism in Eukaryota, Metazoa, Chordata, Aves, Passeriformes, Pipridae.